This is a messenger RNA of Orussus abietinus, 5660 nucleotides long. Its product is annotated as fibril-forming collagen alpha chain. The transcript has 28 exons. Lineage: Eukaryota; Metazoa; Arthropoda; Insecta; Hymenoptera; Orussidae. The record is from RefSeq and is a predicted model, not a curated record. Gene Ontology annotation, molecular function: extracellular matrix structural constituent. Bases 1 to 4542 code for a protein of 1513 amino acids.
AUGAGGGGAACAGGACUCCUGCUGGUGACGGGAGUUCUCCUGGGCCACCUUCUGGUGGAGGCCGUCGAAGCGGCGUCGGGGACCGGAAGAGGCCACGCCAGGAACAGGACUCGCGUCGCCAGGGGUCCAGGACCCAAACCCAUCCAGGCUCAGCAACCCUCCAACCCCGACUCCGAGUACAACGAGUACGACUAUUAUGACAACUACGACUACGAGGAGAACGUCAAUGAAACUACGACUAGCGAGGCGCCGACAUCCACCCCCAUCGUGCCAACGAAUGAUAAUUUAGUGCGUGGAAGACCUUUCUUACCUAUCACGGCACCUCCCUAUCGUUUAUAUGCAGAAGAUCGCACGGAGGCACCUGUUACCGCUACGACAGAGGAACCGGAAGCUGUCACGAAUGCAGCACCACGGCAAGAUCCGACAGAAAUCGCACCCGGGGAAAGUAAUCGGAUAGAUGCGAUCGCUGUUACCGGACCGAGGGGUGAACCCGGUCGUCCCGGAGACAUAGGUCGUCGCGGUGAUUCAGGAUUUCCUGGACAACCAGGAACGCCUGGAACUCCCGGCCCCCCUGGACCACCUGGACCUCUUCCGGAUGUGUCCCUGUACUAUCAGCAACUAGCAUUGUCGGAGGCAGCUCAAGAUAAAGGACCAACAGGACUUUCGGUGCCGGAUGCUUAUUCGUACCUACAAGCUCAAGUGGGUCCAGUCGGCCCUCGUGGUCCUCCAGGGUCGCCUGGAGCUCCUGGACCACAAGGCUUCCAAGGACCUCGAGGAGAGCCUGGCGAACCAGGCCCUCCUGGUUCACCAGGACCUUUGGGCCCUCGUGGAGUGACUGGUCUUUCUGGAAAGGAUGGAAGUCCAGGCGAGGAUGGCGAAACAGGAGCACCUGGAUCGCAAGGUCCUGUAGGUCCUAGAGGGCUUCCUGGCCUACCAGGUCUUCCAGGGAUGAAAGGUCAUCGAGGAUUUCCAGGACUGGACGGCGCAAAAGGAGAGCAGGGCAUCUCUGGAGAAAAAGGAUCAUCUGGGUCACCGGGUCCGAUGGGACCCGCAGGACAAACUGGAUCUCCUGGUCCUCGAGGCGAGAGAGGAAGAGAAGGGUCUCCAGGUCCUCCAGGCAUCAGAGGCAUCGAUGGAAUGUCAGGGACUCCGGGUCAGCCUGGUAUCAUGGGGAAGCCUGGGUCGCCAGGCUUUCCUGGAUCUCCAGGGAUAAAGGGAGAUCAAGGAGCUCAAGGACCAAAAGGAAGCCAAGGAUUGCAAGGACCUCGAGGUGAAUCGGGACGGCCCGGACAACCUGGAGAAUCAGGCCCUCAAGGACCUCAGGGUAAAGACGGAACUCCUGGCGAAAAGGGAAGCGUCGGUUCUACGGGAGCUGUCGGACUCCCAGGCUUCCCUGGAGCUCGUGGUCAACCUGGAGCUCCUGGCAUUCCUGGGACACCAGGGAGCAAAGGAAUGCCUGGAUUACCGGGAGAACGAGGAUACAAAGGCGAAGCUGGAACUAAAGGUGACAAUGGACCACAAGGACCGCGAGGUCUCCCAGGACUUCCUGGAAGUGAAGGGAAAAGAGGCAAAAGAGGCAUAAGAGGUCCUAUCGGUCCUUCCGGUCCACCUGGAGAACGCGGUGUGUCGGGUAUUCGAGGACCCCCAGGACCCGAUGGUCCUUUCGGUCCCAAAGGUCAAAGUGGAGAUCGAGGAUCACCUGGACCUGUUGGACCCAAAGGCAAUACUGGAGAUGCUGGAAGACCCGGACUUCCUGGAUUACAGGGACCGCGCGGAUUGAUGGGGCGUCCAGGAGGACCUGGGAAACCAGGCAACCCUGGUGAACGAGGAAUUCAGGGUGCUGAUGGGAAGCCUGGAGAACAAGGACUUCCUGGAUUACAGGGAUUACCUGGACCACUGGGUCCUACAGGAGAGAAAGGCUAUCCAGGUGAACCCGGCAAAGACGGCGAACCUGGAAAUCCAGGCUCACCAGGACCUAGAGGUGAUUCUGGGAAAGAUGGUCCUCCAGGUUCUCAAGGUCCGCCAGGACCACCGGGGGCUGAUGGAGAAAGGGGACCACAAGGUCCAGUGGGUCCUAGAGGAUUUCAGGGUCUUCCAGGCAAUACUGGAAUUUCUGGUGUACCAGGAAAAGACGGUGAAAUGGGGGUUCAAGGACUACCGGGACCUUCAGGUUCACCAGGAGUCAGAGGAGAAAGGGGAUUUCCUGGAGAAAGAGGCUUUUCCGGACUCCCAGGACCCGGGGGUUUCAAAGGAGAGCCAGGAGCUCAAGGAUCUGACGGUUUUCCAGGAGCUCCUGGACCCAAAGGAGAUAAAGGGCACUCGGGGCCAUCGGGAUUACUUGGUCUUCCAGGAAUCAGAGGUGUUCCCGGAGAACCGGGGCCAAAAGGCGACAGAGGAUUUCUCGGACCUCCUGGUCCCGAAGGACCACCAGGUCGCAUUGGAGACCGAGGUUUACAAGGACCGGUUGGACUCCCUGGAACUCCUGGAGAACAAGGAGAACGAGGUGACAUCGGGCCUCCUGGUUCUCCAGGUGAAGUCGGCGCUUCUGGAAGUUCCGGAGAAAGAGGUCCACAGGGUCCCCAAGGAUCUCCAGGUUUCCCGGGUCCUCCUGGGCUCGUAGGACUUCCCGGAUUUAAGGGAGAUCGCGGUUAUCCAGGACUUAAAGGAGACCAGGGGAAUCCUGGACUAGCUGGGGUUCCCGGGGAAAUUGGGCCUCCUGGUCCGAUAGGACUAACCGGGGCGAAAGGAAUUCGCGGCGAGAUUGGACCUCGAGGAGAAAUUGGAAUUGCAGGACCUCCAGGAAUACCAGGAUUAGCCGGAUCUGCCGGCCAACCAGGGUCGCUGGGACCACCGGGACCUCAAGGUCUACCGGGAUUAAAAGGACACGCAGGCGAUACCGGACGUCCUGGCAAUCCUGGCCCUAUUGGUAGUCCAGGAGCACCUGGCGCAGAUGGGAGUAAAGGCGAAAGUGGAUCCGAGGGUCCGCCUGGUUCGAUGGGUCCUCAAGGACUUCAAGGUCCUGUCGGAGAUAGAGGCUUACCCGGCAUCCCUGGAUUAACAGGACCAAUUGGUGCUAGAGGACCAAGGGGUGCAACGGGAGAACCCGGUACACCCGGGAAACCUGGGCCGGAAGGGCCCAUAGGACCAGUUGGAUUGGGAGGACCACCGGGACCUCCAGGUUCAACCGGCGAAUCAGGACCGGAAGGCUCACCUGGGAAAGCAGGAAUUCCAGGAAUCUCUGGAAGACCAGGCGACAAAGGACCACCCGGCAUAGCUGGAGCUCCAGGACUUUCAGGGCCACCAGGUUUACCUGGACCACCUGGUCACGCAGGUCCCUCAGGUCCUGCCGGGGAAAGAGGUCUUCGAGGGGAGAACGGUCCUCAGGGUCCCGAAGGACAACAGGGUCUUCGUGGAAAACCUGGUCCAGCAGGAGGGGAAGGAGCCAAGGGCGAUCGCGGCGAUUUAGGCCCCAAAGGAUCUAAAGGACACCGGGGGUUGAACGGUCUUCAAGGUCUACCAGGACCAACUGGCUAUCCCGGAGAAAAGGGCAUGCCUGGAAUGCCAGGACUACCAGGGAAAGACGGGGAACCGGGUAUCCGAGGAAGUCCAGGUCGCGAUGGCAGUCCAGGUCCUAUAGGACUCAGUGGAAAUCCAGGACUCAGAGGGCCAGCAGGAGAGGAAGGUCGACGCGGUCAGCCAGGUCCUGCAGGACCUCCAGGACCUCCUGGCCCCCCUGGAGAAGCGCUAGGCUUUGGAUACGAUGCCGCCUCUUUGGCUGCACUCAUGGGACAAAGCAAAGGUCCUGAUCCGUUAAGCGGCGACGAGCCAACAAGGAUGUUUGGAAAAGAUUUGUCUUCAACGGAACGAAGGGAAAUCCUCAUGAAAACGUACGAUAGGCUAAAAACCUCCUUCGAGAAACUCGUUAAACCCGAUGGCGGGAAAGCAUCACCGGCUAAGACCUGUAGAGAUCUCUUUGCAGCAUAUCCGAAAAAAUCAUCAGGCGAAUACUGGAUCGACCCGAACGAGGGAGAUGCGCGCGACGCCAUUUUGGUUCACUGUGACGCCGCCGAGAGGAAAACUUGUAUCUUACCAGACCCGUCCCGUUCACCGGAAAUUAAUUAUGUCGGAGGUGGUCAGGAAAUCUGGUUAAGUGAAAUGGAUCAGGGUAUGAAGAUUACUUAUAAAGCAGACAGCAAUCAAAUCGGUUUCUUGCAACUUCUGUCGAGCCAUGCUCAGCAGAACGUGACGUACCACUGUAAAAACUCGGUAGCUUACUUCGACUCCGAGCGAAAAACCUACAGGAAAGGUUUGAAACUGUUGGCUUGGAACGACGUCGAGCUGACGCCACGAGGAAAUUUGCGCCUGCGGUACGAAGUGAUUUCGGACGAGUGCAGGCUGCGAAACGCGCAAUGGGGCGAAACGAUAAUUACCUACGAGACCGACAAAUCCGUAAGGCUGCCUGUACUGGACAUUGGUUUAAGGGACGUCGGCAAACCUGAUCAGAGUUUUUGGGUCGAGCUUGGUCCCGUUUGCUUUCGAUAACUUGAAUGUAACAUAAAAAGAAAUAUUCGUCGAAUGCAAACUGGUGGAAAUAACACCUAACUCAUUAUUUGGGCACGAUAUGCCGACUAAAUUUAUUGGUUUUCGGUUAUAUUGCAUGUGGCGGAUAAUGGGUUAAGGAAGAAACGCGCAAUCCUAGCUAAUAAAUGAACGUGAAGUCUAUUUUAUUACGAUACUGUUAGGAUCAGUGUAGGGUAGUAAAGGAGUGGUACCAGUUUAGCCGCUUGAAGCAAACCAGCGGAUGUUGACACUGCCAAUAAUACUCUUAUAAGCAAGCUUCAUUACAUCUCAUGUACUUUAAGAUAUGUAUUUUUUACUAUAAUCGAUACACGCCUUCCUUUUUAUAACGCAUCAAGCAUCGCUGGGAAGAACAUCUUUUUAGGAAUUUUAUAGUUGCGCAUUCAAAAGAAAAAAUUCAUGCCUCGUGCAUGACACAAUUUCUUGGGUAGUAGCUGUACUUAAAACAUUUAAAUUGGGGAAAAGACAAUAAAAGAAGCAUCGUCGAAAGUGGCGUUGGAUACUUUAAAAAUACGCUCGCUAAUUGUCAUUUUUCAUAUUUCAUUUAAAAUAGCAUGUUUUAUCCCAAGCUUUCUUGAAAUUGACUACGUGACCAGAAAGCAACAGUUACGACCCAUAUGGCGUAGUGACCCUCUGCGAGUUCAGACAGGGUCGGCGCGUUCAGUGUCUUUUAGUGCCGAUCAGUGCCGGAAGGCGGAGUCACCCAUCCAUAGUAUUUGAAAAUGCGUCGAAAAGGAACGUCCAGUGGAGAACGCAGUCAUCGCAGUUGGAUAUUGUGAACGGCGUGGAGAGUGGCUUGCAGUGCCGUACGUCAGAGAAAAGAGAUCGCGCGUGGGAAGGCCUCGUGCGAAAUGGACAACCGACGUGACGCCCGAGCCUUGUUACGUUAGCUCGUGCUACGGUGCGUGCUACCUCGGCAGGCUUCGUCCUGGUGCAAAGAACUGUUCGUCCUUCACCGAGGAAAUCAACCGAGUUCGACAUCGUCGCAGCCUUGGCAAACUGACCUCACCACUGACCUUGAUUUUCGAUAGACGACCGUGCAGAACUCGACGACUUCCUUGAAUUCACAAUCAGCUAAAUCA